This is a messenger RNA of Myxocyprinus asiaticus (Chinese sucker), 5637 nucleotides long. It is a transcript of the gene hs6st1b, whose product is annotated as heparan sulfate 6-O-sulfotransferase 1b. Bases 358 to 1581 code for a protein of 407 amino acids. Gene Ontology annotation, molecular function: heparan sulfate 6-sulfotransferase activity. Gene Ontology annotation, cellular component: membrane. The record is from RefSeq and is a predicted model, not a curated record. The transcript is spliced from 2 exons. NCBI's taxonomy places the organism in Eukaryota, Metazoa, Chordata, Actinopteri, Cypriniformes, Catostomidae.
GAGUGGGGAAAGUGGGUGUCGCUCUCGUCGCUGUGUAGAAUAAUUUAUAUGAGACAAGGAAGGCAUUUUCUGACUGGUGGCUCUAUAGAAAACUCAACGACUCAAGGUUGGAGGACUCCUGCGCCUUGGUCUGUGAUAGGGGUCCCGUGAACGGAUUUGAUCUUUAUUUUCGACAGGUUGGACGAGUGCACGAGCGCAAUGUGGAAACAAUGUAUCAAAACAUGCAAUCCUGAACUCUUAAGUGGACAUAGAUCUCAACGCAUAUGAUGAUCAGUCUAUGGAGAGAAGAGCAGGGUGCAAUCUACCAAAGAAGCACCAAGGACUCCCUAUGUGUUGUUGUCUGAGAAAUGAUAACAAAUGAACGACUCGGAAAUGAACAUGGUUGAAAGGACCAGUAAAUUUCUGUUGAUCGUCGUCGGAUCAGUGUUCUUCAUGCUGAUUUUGUAUCAGUACGUGGCGCCCGGAGUGAUCAACUUCGCAUCCCCGCACGGGUACCUUCUGGGCGAGGAGGACAUGACUAUUUUCCCCACUCCGGAUCCCCACUAUGUGAAAAAGUACUACUUCCCUAUAAAAGACCUAGAACGCAAUAUAGAUUUCGAAAUAAAGGGAGAAGACGUGAUUGUGUUUCUACACAUUCAAAAGACCGGCGGGACCACAUUUGGAAGGCAUCUGGUCCAAAAUGUUCGGCUGGAGCUGCCGUGUGAUUGUAGACCGGGGCAGAAGAAGUGUACUUGCUACCGUCCGAACCGAAAGGAGACCUGGCUGUUCUCGCGAUUCUCCACCGGCUGGAGUUGCGGGUUACACGCGGACUGGACCGAGCUCACCAACUGCGUACCGGGAGUACUCAACAAAAAAGAGAGCAAAUCGAAAAAAUUGAGAAAAUUCUACUACAUCACUCUGCUGAGGGACCCUGUUUCCCGCUACCUAAGCGAAUGGAGACACGUCCAGCGGGGCGCGACUUGGAAGACUUCCUUGCACAUGUGUGAUGGACGAACGCCCACGCCCGAAGAGCUACCACCCUGCUACGAGGGCACCGACUGGUCAGGGUGCACACUGCAACAGUUCAUGGACUGCCCCUACAACCUUGCCAAUAACCGACAAGUCCGUAUGCUCGCUGACCUCAGCCUGGUGGGUUGCUACAACCUCUCCACAGUGCCCGAGAAGAGGCGUUCACAGCUCCUUCUGGAGUCGGCCAAGAAAAACCUACGAGACAUGGCUUUCUUCGGCCUGACAGAGUUCCAGCGAAAAACACAGUACCUGUUUGAACGCACUUUCCACCUCAAGUUCAUCCAACCGUUUAUGCAGUUCAACAGCACACGGGCGGCCGGCGUGGACCUGGAUAACGACACGAUACAGCGAAUAGAGGAGCUAAAUGAUCUCGACAUGAGGCUGUACGACUACGCCAAAGACCUGUUUCAGCAGCGCUAUCAGUACAAGCACAUGUUGGACCGUCGGGAGCAAAGACUACUUAGAGGCCAUGCAUCUUUCCAUAGCCCUUUCCGAGAGGAAGGAGCCGGGGGAGAGGGUACUGCACGGCUGCCUACCGAGGACUACAUGAACCACAUUAUCAACGGAUGGUAACCACCCACCCCUCUCCAGAGAGAGAGAAAGAAAAGAGAAACAGUAACAAGGAGAGGGGAAUAAAUAGGCCCAGGUGGAAUAUCCAUUCCCAGUCGGGAGAGGUCAACGUUUAGCACAGUUUCUCCCAUUGUUUGGUCGUGAACACUCAAUAUGAGCUGUCAUUUGGGACAACAGAACAUUCUGUUAAAAGAAAAAGGAGUCUGAGUGCAUUUUUCGAACUGCAGCAUAUCAUAGGCUUCUAUUAACAAAAGUUCUGGCAUAAUGAUGAUAAUACAUUAUUUUCCAAACGUCCAUCCAAGAAAGUUUCUCUGGACUAAGUGCUGCAGUGUUUCACAUAAGAGGAACUGAAGUGAAUGAACAGGUAUUAUAUUACCUGAGAAUUCCUGAUAUUCACAUGAAUAUCUGAGAAUCUAUGGACUUUCAUGAAAAUGAGAAAAGAUUGUUUUUUUAUAUAUAUAAAUAUGUAUAAAUCUUAGAUUACCUUUUUUAAAACCUGGUGUGAAGUGCAGCCAGUCACAAGUGAUUGAGAAAUUACUAACAGGUGUUGUGACAGAGUAUGUUUUUUUUUGUUUGUUUUGUUUUUUAAUAGAUACAUCUUAAUAUAUAACACAAGUUCUCCCUUGCUCCAUUGUGUUUUUAUCUUUUUGCCCUUUGAUUGUGUCAAACAGAGUCCCACAUGCCCUUAAGAUUGUGUUCAAGAGAAAGCAAGUCCUGACAGUCACAUUAACUCUGUUUUAAAACCUAGUGAGCUGAAUCCAGAGGCCUGGCAUGAAGUCUGUUCCAAAUGGAAGGUUACUUAAUUAUGCUGCCUACUAAGAUACCUUGUUUUGGCCUAAUUCAAAAGCGUCAUCUUAUGUAUCCGUCACAUACAAGAUAGUCCCAUCAUGGACUGCAAUGAGCUUGGUAAAAAAAUAAAUCCAAGAUGGAAGACGGAGUGAAACAAAUUUCUACUCAAUUUCAUGACAAAUUGGAAAAAAAGUACGAGAUGGCGAAAUUGUAAGAAAUCGUAUGAGUUGGCUUGUACAAAACGUAUGACUUCUACUGUUGUGUAUUACAGAAGAGAAAAAGCAGGGUUUUAAAGUAACUUUCUGAUGAUAUAAGUUUUACCCUGAACAUAACCAUAACCAUAAAGUGUAAAACCUACCCAAACCCUAAACCUAAUCAUGAUUUUAAGAGAAAAAUCAUGUUGUGUACCACGGAAGAACAAAAAUGCCGAUUUGGAUGGAGAUGAGGGAGUCAUAUUACGGGUUAUUCACAUACAUAUUUUUAUUGCACAAUUAGAAACAAAAUUUGUUGUAAAAGAAAGUGUUGGAUAUGAAGUUGACAAAAAUGUGAUGCGUGUAUUUUAUCGAUUUGAAAUUGUGUUUUUUUAUUGGCAGGUGUGUAUGUGAAUAAAAGUCAUACUUUUUCGUACAAGGCAAGUCGUACGAUAUCGUAAGAUUUCGCCAUAUCAUACAAAUUGUCUUCAGAAUAUUGGAAAUUUGAUUAGAAAUAUAUACAAAUAAAAGUAUUGAUAACAAUAGUUCAAAAGAUUAGAAAACUCACUAUUUUACCUAAAAUGUCUGUGUGCUGUGCAUAUUUAAACCAUUGUUCCUCUCAUGUCACCUGUAUUGGAAUACAUUUUUAGUCAAGUCUCCUAUGCGCUUCGCUUAAAGAGCACUGUCUGUCUGUCAUGCAGAGUUGUCCCCUAUGUAGAUCACUCCAGACCAGUCUCUUAGACCCCGUUUACACCUGGUAUUAAGAUGUGUUUCAGGUAAUCCGAUCACAUGUGGUCCGCGCUAAAUACAGGUCUAAACGGGUCUAAAACUUUUUGUAAUCGGAUAAAAAAAAAACACAUACGUAUCUGGUCAAAAACACAUGUAACCACAUCACAUUUGAUGUGUAAACACUAUCCGUCCUAAAUGCGUCCCGGACAGCAGUGAUGCGCCACCCCUCCCCUGUCAAUCAACCGCUGCACUAAAACAAGAGUUUAAACUUUGCUGGUUAUGAAGGCUUUAAAAGGAAAUAACCGUCUGCUCGGAAAAAAAUAAAUAAAUAAGCGGAUACAUACUCAAGCACAAGAUCAUCAUGGUUCUUCUUUAGUGUGUCUGAUAUAAACACAGAUGAGAAGCACGAACAACUGAAGCUCCUUUAAUAUAGGUUAUUCACUAAAAUAACAGAAUUCUGCUCAAAAUUUUGUGUUUGUGCUUAUAUUAAAUUUCAUCUGCAUUUGGGAGAAACAGUGCGCCGGUUUUAAUUGUGCUUUCUGUGUCUUUUAAGACUUUUUGCGGUUUAGUAUCAUGCAGUAACACACUGACAUAGUGAUUGCACACAAUGUCGUCAUGAAUUAGAGACCCUCCCCUCGAAAUUCAAAUACAAAUAUUUACAGGAGAUGCAUUCAAGCAACCAGGUGUUAACAUGGAUUUGUCUCGCCUGACCACAUGUGGUCGGAUCACCCGAGACGCAUCUUAAUACUAGGUGUAAACGAGGUCUUAGAGGUGCGCUCCAAAAUAUUCUUGUUUAUAUUGCGGAGGCACCUAGUGCUGUAGAUGAUGGAUCACGCAAAAUCGGACUUUCUAGGUCACCGAUGUCAUUUACUUUCAACCAUGAUUAAUUUAUUUUGCGAAUGAAAGCAUCCAGUUUGAGGGAAUUAUCAAGAUGAAAUGAGUAACAUUCGGCUGGCCAUAUGAUCUCCACAUGGAGGCACUCAUGAAUGUGCACCCAGUAUCAUAUGUAGAAUAAAGCAGCUAUUUCUCUAACGCUUGUAUGACGUCUUUAUCUCGUGAGUGUACAUAAUUUGAAUUUUUUUUAAAACACUGUUCUACUAUUAUUAUUUAUUUCUGUUGAAAAGUUUAGUAGCAACAAAUUACUGAGAGCACUUUUAAGAGGUUCAAUGUCAGUUAAAAUUCUGCCAUAGAAGGCAGCUCAUUAGGUUUUGGAACAGAUCCAUUGUAUCCAACUGUCAUUUCUGAUACCCAUUAAACCUGUACCGACUAUGUCCUCUUGUACAAUUAUUUUUUAAGCAUGUGCUGAUUUAUACAGUGUGUACUGUAUGUGUUUGUUUUUGCACAUUUACAUUUGCUGUGAGAUUAAUCAUUUUACCCAUAAUGCAAUGCAGUAUGCCCUACACAUUUUGCAUCUAGAAUUAUUUACCUUAAAUGAACAAAAUUGUUUGAACAGCGCUCUUAUUUAUUCAUUGCUUAUUAUGUUUCAUGCCAUUUGCUCUUGUUAAUUGUAGAGUUCAGGAACAUAUCGAAUGUGUUAAUUGAACUUGCACUGAGCAUGUUGGGGCCUGACAUCUCUCACAGAUCUUGUUUGAUUCUGCAUUUGUUAUGGAUGUCUACAGAGGCUCCUUAACUCCCAUCUACACACCUCUUUUCAGCUGAAACUCAAAAUAAACAGACCGCUAUUGAAACCAUGUUUAUACCCAUUUGAUAAAGUCUUGUGGCAAAGGAGUGAAGAAUUGGAUCAUAUGCUGUGUCUGGGUCUCAAGCUGUCAGAAUACGGAAGGAAACCAUCUUUAAUCAAGAGAAUGGAGAGGAAAAUGUGACCAUGAUGUUUGAAAGUGUGUGUGUGUGUGUGUGUGUGUGUGUGUGUACGUUCAUGUAUACAGAUGUUUAUUUGUGUGUGGUUUACAAAGACUUUUUGUAGGUUACAAACUGGUAAUUACAAGGGUAUUAUGCUAUAAAUGUGAUUUAUGAGGACAUUUCUGGUGUCCCCAUAAUUCAAAUCCCUUUAAAAACAUACUAAAUGAUGUUUUUUUGAAAAUGUAAAAAUGCAGAAAGUUUUUUGUGAGGGUUAGGUUUAGGGGUAGGGUUAGGGGAUAGAAUCAAUAGUUCAUACAGUAUAAAAAUCAUGUCUAUGGAGAGUCCUCAUAAGGAUAGCAGCACCAACAUAUGUGUGUGUGUGUGUGUGUGUGUGUGUGUGUGUGAGUGAGAGAGAGAGAGAGAGAGAGAGAGAGAGAGAGAGCAAACUCAUUUGAGGUGUCUCCAGUUUGCUUUCCAACUAUGUUCAUUACUGUGAGUAUUUCUGUUAUUCAUGACACCUGGAUCUUUAAAAUUACCAAUAAAAAGACAU